AUGGCAGAGAGGCAACAGCAGAAACACGAAGGCAGGGUCAAAAUCGGCCAUUACAUCCUCGGAGACACGCUCGGUGUUGGCACGUUUGGCAAAGUGAAGAUCGGAGAACACCAGCUGACAGGUCAUAAAGUGGCUGUGAAGAUCUUAAACAGGCAGAAGAUCCGCAGUCUCGAUGUGGUGGACAAAAUCAAACGAGAAAUACAGAACCUCAAACUCUUUCGACAUCCACAUAUCAUCAAGCUGUACCAGGUGAUCAGCACUCCUACAGACUUCUUCAUGGUGAUGGAGUAUGUCUCUGGCGGUGAACUGUUCGACUACAUCUGCAAGCAUGGAAGAGUGGAGGACACUGAGGCUCGCCGCUUGUUUCAGCAGAUCAUCUCCGCCGUGGACUACUGCCACAGACACAUGGUGGUCCAUCGAGACCUCAAGCCUGAGAAUGUCCUGCUGGAUGCAAAUAAAAACGCCAAGAUUGCAGACUUUGGUCUUUCUAACAUGAUGUCAGAUGGAGAAUUCUUGAGGACAAGCUGUGGUUCACCCAACUAUGCAGCUCCAGAGGUCAUCUCCGGGAGAUUGUACGCGGGGCCGGAGGUGGACAUCUGGAGCUGUGGGGUGAUCCUGUACGCGCUGCUGUGUGGCACCCUGCCCUUCGACGACGACCACGUUCCCACUCUGUUUAAGAAGAUCAGAGGAGGGGUCUUCUACAUGCCCGAGUACCUGACCCGCACUGUGGCCUCACUGCUCAUGCUCAUGCUGCAGGUGGACCCUCUGAAACGAGCCACCAUCAAAGACAUCCGAGAGCAUGAGUGGUUCAAACAGGACCUGCCAGGGUACCUGUUCCCUGAGGACCCCUCCUACGACACCACGGUGGUGGACGAAGAGGCCGUCAGAGAAGUCUGUGAGAAGUUUGAAUGCACCGAGUCAGAGGUGGUGUCCAGUCUCUACAGUGGUGAUCCUCAGGACCAGCUGGCUGUCGCUUACCAUCUGAUCAUUGACAACCGGCGCAUCAUGACCCAGGCCAGUGAGUUCUACCUGGCAUCUAGUCCUCCACAGGGCUCCUUCAUGGAGGACGGGAUGCCCCUGCCUCCUGGAGUCAAGCCCCACCCAGAGAGAAUGCCCCCGCUGUUAGCUGACAGCCCCAAAGCACGGUGCCCCCUGGACGCCCUGAACACCACCCGCCCAAAACCUCUGACCGUGAAGAAGGCCAAGUGGCAUCUGGGCAUCCGCAGCCAGAGCAGGCCUUAUGACAUCAUGGCAGAAGUCUAUAGAGCAAUGAAACAACUCAACUUUGACUGGAAGGUGGUGAACCCCUAUCACCUGAGAGUGAGGAGGAAAAACCCCGUCACAGGAAACCUGGUGAAGAUGAGCCUGCAGCUGUACCAAGUGGACAGCCGGUCCUAUCUGCUCGACUUCAAAAGCAUCGAUGAUGACAUUGCGGAGGCGGUGGGCUUUAAGUCGGGCUCGUCCACUCCCCAGCGGUCAGGCUCAGCGACUGGUCUCCUGCGGCCUCGCCUCAGUAUAGACUCGGUCAGUCCGGCCGUGGACCUGUCCCAGCUCAGUUCAUCUCUGCCUGGCUCCCUUUCCAUGUCCCUGUCCCUGUCCUGCAGUGCCCCCCAGCUGGCCCCCCGACAGGGCUCUCACACCAUGGACUUCUUUGAGAUGUGUGCCAGCCUCAUCACGACCCUGGCACGCUAA
Molecule: messenger RNA, 1692 nt
Organism: Knipowitschia caucasica
Lineage: Eukaryota; Metazoa; Chordata; Actinopteri; Gobiiformes; Gobiidae
Source: the annotation of a GenBank genome assembly